AUGUCUAUCAGUAUUGAUAGAUCACUCCAAGACGCGAUCCGAGAGUUUCAAGGUGUCCUUAGCCCAGACCAAAGCAAUCAGCUCCAAGCGAUCAAUGCUGUCCCUGAUACCGCUGCAGUCAUCACCUUUGUCGCCCAACUGGACGAGAAGAAUGCGCAAAGACGGGCUAGUGGUGUUGCAACUCGCUUGUAUACGAUUCUUGACUACAACCAUAUCGCGCCGUUCAAGCAAGCUCGCAAGAGGCGGCAUGGUAACACAGCUCAAUGGCUUACACAGUCCCAGGAGUUCAACCGAUGGAUGAACGAGCCUGGAUCAUCCGUGUUCUGGUGUUCUGGAAAGCUCGGAUCUGGGAAAACGAUACUCACAGCAAACGUCAUCAACCAUUUGUUUCUUCACAGAAAUGGCAUUGAUGUGUGUAUCGGAUUCUUCUUCUGCCGAUAUGAUGAAGCUAUAUCCCUGAAGGCAGAGGUGAUCCUUAGAUCUAUCAUCCGACAGUCGUUGGAUGCUACGAAUCUCCCUAGAGACAUUGAGGUCUCCUUAGAAGACAUUUCGCAGAGCGUGUUAUCUGGUAUCGACGAACUCCAGAGCCUUCUGCAGAAAAAGGUCGCCUUAUCUCAAGUCUACUACAUAGUCGUCGACGCAUUGGAUGAAUGCGAGAAGAGCGAACGCGACCUUGUUCUCGAUGUUCUUCAGUCCGUGAUCGCAUUAAGCCAUUCGAAGGUAAAGCUAUUUCUUGCGAGCCGAGAUAGUAUAGGUAGGGACAUCAGGAAACAGUUUCCAUCCCUGCAACAUCUAUCGAUGGGCUCUUCUGAGGCUCUGUCUGAUAUUUCUACUUACACUAGAGAAACUCUAGAUGCAAGGUUUAGUGGAGGGGAUCUAGUGAUAGGAGACCGCCAAUUACUUAAGGAGAUUCAAGAUGCGCUGAUUCAAGGCGCAGAGGGAAUGUUCCUCUGGGUAGCCUUCCAGAUUGACGACAUCUGCUCUCAACAUAGCGACGAGGAUAUCCGUCAAGCGCUAAGAAACCUCCCUAAAGAUCUAACAGAGACCUUUAACCGUGCAUUGUCUAGGAUCCUCGCUAAAGGAGACGCAAAGACUGUGAAACAAGUCUUCCGAUGGGUUGCUGCGGCAAAACGACCGCUGUCUCUUGGCGAGCUUCGUGAGGCCAUUGCCAUUGAGCCCUGCCAGCCUUAUUCCAAGCCUGAGCGACUGUUGAACGGCAUGAGCCGCGUGCCAGCAUGGUGCGAGAACCUGAUCGUAGUAGACGAAGAGGAUGAGGUUGUCCAGUUCGCACACCAUACCGUCCAGCAAUAUCUUCUGGAAAAACCCUUGGAGAAACGACUAAGCGAGUUCCACUUCCAACUACAAGACGCCGACCUCGAAGUGGGCGAGAGCUGUGUCACUUACCUCAAUUUCAACGACUUCAAAACAAAGCUCAUCCGACGGCCUAAAUUCCAGGCUCCCAUCACACCCAGCGCGAUUCUUGAAACAGCUCUAGGGUAUCGAGCGGAAUCAACAGUUGCAACAUCCUUGUUCCAGUCAGUUGUUUCAAGACGUCGUCAAAAGACAACUAAGGUCGAUGUAGCGCAGAAAUUAGCUUGCUAUGGUGAAGGCAACAACGAAAACUUACCGGGAAAGCUUCAGCUGGAGCAUCCGUUUCUUGAUUACGCAUCAGAAAACUGGCUUUUGCACACUACCAACUUCGAGCACGGUAAAUCCAAGACUUGGAGCCUAUGGACACAAAUGUUGCUGGAUGAGCAGAGCCUUGGCCAAACCCCAUGGACUCAUGAGCAGUUCAUCAGUCGCGAUCUCGAAGUUGGAAAAUGGAUCUGUGAUGAAAAUCAUAGCGCUUUAUUGCGCCUCAUUCAGAGCAGUGACAGAAAGUUUCCAGUGGAAGAAAGAAUGUAUUUCAUAAGGUACAUGUCUAUGAAAGGCAACCUGACGCUUUAUGAGCACUUCUCUUCCUCGGAACUCGCUGCAGUGCUUCAGGGAGCAUGUGAAGCAGGUCAUUUCAAGAUUGUGGAUAAACUGUUAGCAGCAAAGGCUGAUGUGAAUGCUGUUGGUAAGCAUGGUCGAAAUGCAUUACAAACAGCAGCUCAGGCAGAUCAUGUUGAGAUUGUGGAUAAAUUGUUGGCAACAAAGGCUGAUGUGAAUGCUGUUGGUGAGUAUGGUCAAACUGCAUUACAAAUAGCAGCUCAAAGAGGCCAUGUUGAGAUUGUGGAUAAACUGUUGGCAGCAAAGGCUGGUGUGAAUGCUGUUGGUGAGUAUAGUCAAACUGCAUUACAAGCAGCAGCUUCUAAAGGUUAUAUUGAGAUUGUGGAUAAGCUGUUAGCAGCAAACGCUGAUGUGGAUGCUGUUGGUGAGUAUGGUCAAACUGCAUUACAAAUAGCAGCUCAAAGAGGCCAUGUUGAGAUUGUGGAUAAACUGUUAGCAGCAAAGGCUGAUGUGGAUGCUGUUAGUGAUUAUGGUCAAACUGCAUUAUAA
This is a messenger RNA of Endocarpon pusillum Z07020, 2481 nucleotides long. RefSeq lists its product as uncharacterized. Gene Ontology annotation, molecular function: protein binding. NCBI's taxonomy places the organism in Eukaryota, Fungi, Ascomycota, Eurotiomycetes, Verrucariales, Verrucariaceae. The record is from RefSeq and is a predicted model, not a curated record. The coding region runs from base 1 to 2481 and encodes 826 amino acids. The transcript is spliced from 5 exons.